AUGAAUCUCUCUUUCACUAUUCCGUUCUUAUCAACAAAACGAAAAACAACUGCCAUCUGCUCCUUAUCAGAAACAUCACUAGACUCAUCCACCAGCAACCCAAAUACAUCAUGGGCAGUUGUUUUUCGUUUUGUUGAUAAGAACGGAAUAGUGAAAGAGAGAUUCAUUGAGCUUAUUCAUGUGAAAGAAACAUCUGCUUUAUCUCUGAAGUCUGCUAUUGAUUCCUUGUUUGCUAAAUAUGGAUUGAGCUUAAAACAAGUUAGAGGACAAGGGUACGAUGGAGCAAGCAAUAUGAAAGGAGAAUUUAAUGGAUUGAGAUCAUUGAUUUCAAGAGAAAGUAGAGCAGCAUAUUAUGUCCAUUGUUUCGCUCACCAACUUCAAUUGGUCGUUGUAGCAGUUGCAAAGGAACUCUUUGAUGUUGGAAACUUUUUCGAUAUGAUUUCACUUUUGUUGAGUGUGGUUGGAGGUUCUUGCAAAAGAAAAGACAUGAUUCGAGAAAGCCAUAGAAUAAAAGUGAACGAAGAAAUUAAUAAUGGCGAGAUUAGUACAGGAACUGGGUUGAAUCAAGAUAUUACUUUGCAGAGACCUGGAAAUACUCGUUGGGGGUCCCAUUACAAAACACUGUUGCGCUUGGUUGAGUUGUUUUCUUCUAUCAUUGAGGUGCUAGAGUAUGUUGAGAAUGACGGUACAGAUACAGUUAAAAGACGUCAAGCCUAUGGUCUUCUCAAAUAUUUCCACACAUUUGAUUUUGUGUUCUAUCUACAACUGAUGUUACUCAUUCUAGGACUCACAGAUAAUUUAUCAAUGGCUUUACAGAGAAAAGAUCAAGACAUUUUGAAUGCCAUUUCGUUGGUAAAAUCUACAAAGAGACAGUUACAACAACAAAGAGACGCUGGAUGGAAUUUGCUUUUAGAUAAUGUGUCUUCUUUCUGUGAGAAACACAAUAUUGAAAUAAUCAAUAUGGAGGAAGAUUAUGUGGGUUCAAGGAGGCUAAGGAAAAAACCCAGUAUAAGCAACUUGCAUCACUAUCAGAUAGAUUGUUUCUAUACUGUUAUGGAUUUCCAGCUUCGAGAAUUCAAUGAUCGAUUUGACGAGAUGACUUCAGUUUUUCGGAGCAAGUAUCUCUUCGACAUGAACUGAGUAUCUACUUCGACAAUCUGAUGGAAGAUGACAG
Messenger RNA from Tarenaya hassleriana, 1174 nucleotides. Its product is annotated as zinc finger MYM-type protein 1-like. Bases 1 to 1140 code for a protein of 379 amino acids. The transcript is spliced from 2 exons. NCBI's taxonomy places the organism in Eukaryota, Viridiplantae, Streptophyta, Magnoliopsida, Brassicales, Cleomaceae. The record is from RefSeq and is a predicted model, not a curated record.